This is a messenger RNA of Neltuma alba, 1087 nucleotides long. RefSeq names its product inactive protein RESTRICTED TEV MOVEMENT 2-like. The transcript is spliced from 3 exons. Bases 30 to 830 code for a protein of 266 amino acids. Lineage: Eukaryota; Viridiplantae; Streptophyta; Magnoliopsida; Fabales; Fabaceae. Gene Ontology annotation, biological process: cellular response to heat. The record is from RefSeq and is a predicted model, not a curated record.
GAUCUUUAUCUCAUCUUCAAUAAUCAUUAAUGGCACAAAUCCGUCUUUAUGAAGAUCUUCGACCUCCUUAUGAGUGGGCUCGUGAUGAACGAAGUGACACUCUCGUUAUUCCUCUUGAAGGAUUUUCAAGGAGCCAAUUAAAGGUUCAAAUAUCAUCAUCACGAAAGGUCAGGAUAAGUGGUGAACGACAAAUAGAUGACAACAAAUGGAGUCGUUUUUACAUGGAAUUACCAAUCCCAUCAGAUUCAGACACAAACGAAAUUGCAGCCAAGUUUGAGAGAGGCACUUUGUAUGUCAAGUUUCCAAAGCUCAUCACUCCUGUUAUCCCUCCCCAGCCACCGCAGCCGCCGACCCAACAAGCUCCACCGCCACCUUCUCCUCCACCGCCACCUCCUCCUUCUCCACCGCCACCUCCGCCGAGAGGGGAACCAAAAGCAGACCAAGCAAUAGAAAAGAAGCCUGAAAAGAAGGAUGAGACAAUGAUGGAACAGAAGGGGAAAGAACCACCAAAAGAAGAGCAGAAGAAGGAAGACAUUCCAAAAGCAGGGAAAGAAUUGGUGGAGGAAGCAAAAGCAAAAGCCCGAGAAACAGAAGACCGUCAUAAGCAAGAAGCAGAAUCCAGAAGAAGGGCUUCAUUUUCUGAAGGACUGAGUUCAAUGCAAGUUCAGGAUUACAAGGACGCCAUUGUUGGUUGGGUUGCAGAGCUGACGAAUCAGGAGAAAGUAGUGAACAAGCUUGUGUUAGUCUUCGUGGUUCUUUUGCUUGGCCUCUAUCUCAAACACCUGAUCAAGUCAGCUUUUGGAGGAUCCAAAACCCCCCAGGAGCUAUAAUUACAUUGCACAACUUUAAUUUGAUCCCUUCAAAUACUUUUAAUGAUGAAAUUUAACAAAGAGAAAUGAGAAAAAAGUGAGUAGUCAAGUCAUAUAUUUGGAGGGUCCUAAACCCCAGACCUUUGAUUCAUCACUCUCAAGAUCCCUUUGCUAUAUGUACUUAUGUUAUAGCAUGAUAUAUACAAAGUCAUUUAAUUAUUUGUGUGCUUGCUGUACAUGUGUGAAAUUUCCAUAAUCAGAGCUUCAUUUCAUUAAAA